GUCCAUUCUCCGCAGCGGGGCGUCCAUCGGUGCCGGACACACAGAACAGAGCGAGAUCUGGUUGUUUCGGUUGCAUAUGGUAGCGUCGUUGGCGCGCUGACGUGCGUGUGUUGAGUGGCUGGGGCGUUGGUGCUGAGCUUGUGGUGUGUGCGAUGGGUUCCAACUGCAGCGUGUGUGGCGACGGGCCCAGGCAUGGCGAAGCGGCCUACAACGAAUACUCACCGGGAGUCGCACAAAACGCGGUCAGCGACCGAGUGCUGAAGCUGGUCUGUCUGUCCCUCUCUCUCUUCAUGUGUGUGUGCUUGUCAAUUGCCUUUGUGUGAGUCAGCAGGACCACUCAGCGGAGGAGGCCCCCUUCACAAACAAUGCGGUGAGUCAGUCAGUCAGUCAGGCUCUUCUUUCUGGGUGGGUGAUCUGUGCUCUUGCGUGUCGACCGGUGCAGGCCCUGAUGCCCCCCGGCCCGCCCGUCGCACCCACAGGCGUCGACGCAGGUCAGCCACAAGCCUCACCGACUUCCUGACCACCAACUUUCCCCACUCAUACAUAUUUGUUUGUGUGCCUCUUGGUUUCCAUCUCCCCUCUCUCGCUGCCCCCCUCUCUCUCUCUCUCUCUAACAUCUAUCUAUAGUAGCGCAGAACUCCUCUCCCCGAGGAUACGCCAACGGGCAGCUGUCAGCCCGUACCGAGGGCGGACAGAGCGGGGCCACUUCCACAACUGUCAACUACUUUGAAAGGUAGGUGCGUGACGGGUGUGUGCAUGUGCAUGAGCAUGUGUGUGUGUAUCGACCGGCGUGUGUGUGUAUGUGUGUGUCGAUAUGUAGGGAGUUGGAGGAGCUUCAGAAUUUGCCCGACGCCGGCAGCGGCAGAGUCGAGUCAAGACCACCCUACAAAUUCAACACCGGUGCGGUGGGUGGCCACCUCACUCAGCCAACGACGCUCCUUUCAAUAUCUACGUGUGUGUGUGUGUGUGUGUGUGUGUUGAUGUGUGUCAUGUAGGUGCGUCUUAUGAGGGCGAGUGGAAGGGCAACAAGCGCCACGGAUACGGCAAAAUGGAGUGGAGCGACGGGGCCGUCUACGAGGGGGAGUGGGUCGACAACCAGGCGCAAGGUCGGUCACCCAGCCGCACACACACACACACACAGAGGCAGACACGGAGACAUCCAUUUUCUGUAUGUGUGUGUGUGUGUGUUGUGGCAACCAGGCAAGGGUCGGUUUCUGCACUUUGACGGCGACAUCUACAUCGGCGAGUGGCAGGGCAACGUCGCAUACGGGUCAGUCAGUGAAAGAGUGAGUGAGACGAGCUCAGCACAGCGCAGCCCAGCAAGCACAGGCACAUGCAUGCCGUGGUUGUCCUGAUAUAUGUGAUGGUUGGUGCGGUGCAGCAAUGGCAUCUACUACCACAAGCAGACCACCACAUACGAAGGCCAGUGGGUCAACGACGUGCAGGUAGGUAUCUAUCUGGCGACCAACCCUCUCACAGAUGCGUGGCGUCUAAUGCGCACCGCAUCUGUGGUGGCAUGGCAUGGCAUGGCAUGAGGGGAUGUGAUGUGUGUGCAGGAGGGUUGUGGCGUUGAGACCUGGGGCGAGGGCAGCCGCUAUGAGGGUCAGUUUAAGAUGGGCAAGAAGGAGGGAUACGGCAUCUACUACUGGGCCGACGGAUCAAAGGUACGGACGGUGCCCACGCACACACACCACACACCACACACACACACUCACCGCCGGCCUGCCAUGCCACACCAUGACUGCAUCCCUUUGUAUGUCAGUACCACGGCGAGUGGCGCGCCAACAAGAUCAACGGCUACGGCAUGUAUGUCGGCAAAGACGGUAGGCAAACAAGACAACACAACACAACACCAAGCAGAGCAGACAACAGCGUCGUUUCCCCCUGUGUGGCCCAUGUGAUGUGCCUGUCACUUUGCACACAGGUCGAAAGUUCGACGGCCAGUGGCGCGGGAGCGUGAUGGACGGCAUGGGGGUCUACCUCUGGGCCGACGGACGGCGAUACGAAGGCCAAUACCAAACCGACAAAAAAGACGGGUGAGUGAGUGAGUGCAGCGACGAUCGACACGCAGAACAGCUGGCUGUCUUCACCUGUGUGUGUGUGUGUGUUGAUGCCUGCAGCUUUGGCGUGUUCAUUUGGGCGGACGGGAGGCGGUACGAGGGCUUCUGGAAGGACGGCAAGCAGGACGGACAAGUACGCCCACCAUCCCCUCCACAACAAAGACACACACACACUCAGACAUGGAAAGAUGCACACACCCCUCUCUCUGUAUCUCUCUCUCUCUCUCUCUGUCUCUCUCUCAGGGUCGCUACUACAUGAAGAACGGUUCGUCUCGUCUGGCCAGGUGGGCCGAGGGCCGGCGCAUCGAGUGGCUGGGCGACCAGGACCCGCCAGAGAAGGAGAGGCCAGGCGCACCGGCCCCUACAGCCACCGGAGGCACACCCACAUGAGUCAUGAGUGAAGCAUAGCAACCCGCCCCUGAGUGAGUG
Molecule: messenger RNA, 2489 nt
Organism: Vitrella brassicaformis
Lineage: Eukaryota; Vitrellaceae
Source: the annotation of a GenBank genome assembly